AUGAUGCAAUCAGAGAAAAUUCUACCCUUCUGGGAAACCUUUGACAUCCCAUGCUCAAAUCUUGAUCAAUCAAGACUUCAUGAUCCACAGAUGGAUUUUCUCAUGUGGGAUAAUCUAGAUUUUUCUUUUUCACUCACUUCACCUGAAGAAUCCUCCAUUAUUUCUACAAACUCAAAUGUUUCAACCAUGUUUUCUGAUGAGUUAUUUGAUCUUCCAAAUUUGAGCGAUGAUAUUUUCAUCCCUUCACCCAUGGAGGGCUUGGCAACUAUUUCAAGGGAACAAAUUACGGACAUCUGUGGAUGGAUCAAUGAAAGUGAUUACAAAGGAAAUUAUUCGACUCUGGUCCCUAUGUAUGGAGAAGAAUACAGUCCUUGUUUUUCACUGGAAUCCAGUGAGGAUCCAGUGGUAUUUCCAAUGAUGAACGGGUCAAAUACGUUGCCAGGAGACAUGGAAAUGGACAAUGAAACGAGUCUCCGUCACCUAAUAAAGGCUUAUGGAGAGGCCACAGAGAAUAAACAGCAGGAGCUUGCCCGGGUGAUUGUAAACUCUAUAGAGGAGAAGAGUGAUCCCCUCGGAAAGACAAUGGAAAGGGUAUCCUUCUAUUUAUUCCAGUUGAAACAAAAUCAAGGCGAAUACCUGAGACAAGAAUCACUCAGGAAUUAUAGAGCAGCGUUCAAGGCAUUCUACCAAGGUCUCCCGUAUGGGAGAUUAGCUCAUUUUAUUGCCAACUCAGCAAUUCUAGAAGCUCUGCCAGAUGAUGCAGAAACAAUUCACAUAGUUGAUUUUGAUAUUGAAGAAGGGAUACAAUGGCCUCCAGUCAUUGAAGCCAUAAGUCGAAUGCACAAGGCACUAAAAUUUACAAUGAUAAAAUCAGAUGAUGAAUGCAGUUCUCUUUGUUGGGAUAUUGAGGAAACGAAACAACGGCUCCAAGAUCAUGCAACAGAACUUGGUCUGAACCUACAAAUUGACCAAAAGAGUGUUUCAGAUCUAGCAAGUGAAAUAACCAGGACAAAGAAAAGAGGACGAGGCAGAGAGUGGUUAGUGUUCAACUGCAUGUUUAGGCUUCCGCACAUGGCUAGAAUGAGGCAAAGAAGUCAUGCCGCUAGGUUUCUACAGGUAGCCAAGGAAAUACUAACCAAUUACAGAGCCUCCGCAGGAAUGGUGACUCUUGGUUAUGGAGAAACAGAAUUUUGUUCACAAGCUUCUUCUAGUUUCAGUUCAUUCUUGGACAAACUAUUGAAGCAUUACCAAGCCCUAUUCGAAUCAUUAGAACAGAGUUUCCCAGCUCAUCUAGCAGAUGCCAGAACAGCCAUGGAGAGUCUUUUUCUGGCACCUUAUAUGAGUUCCCUCCAUUGGUUUCUAGACUCGGAGAAAUUGAUGGAAAAUUCUGAUCUUCAAUCAGAGACCGGAUUGGAGGGUCAAAAACUGAGUGAAGAAAGCAUAAUCGAAGCUAAGCAGAUUGUGAACGAAAUAGAAAAUGCAUACAAGGUGAAGAUCGAAGGACAUAGAAAACAUGAGAUGGUUUUGGAAUGGAAGGGCACUCCACUAGUAAGAGUUUCCACUUGGACGUGA
This is a messenger RNA of Olea europaea var. sylvestris, 1572 nucleotides long. RefSeq names its product nodulation-signaling pathway 2 protein-like. The coding region runs from base 1 to 1572 and encodes 523 amino acids. Gene Ontology annotation, molecular function: sequence-specific DNA binding; DNA-binding transcription factor activity. Gene Ontology annotation, cellular component: nucleus. The record is from RefSeq and is a predicted model, not a curated record. Gene Ontology annotation, biological process: regulation of DNA-templated transcription. NCBI's taxonomy places the organism in Eukaryota, Viridiplantae, Streptophyta, Magnoliopsida, Lamiales, Oleaceae. The transcript has a single exon.